ACGGAGAUCUCGCCGUGUUACGCAACCUGUCCCCUGAUCUCGUGAGAGGGAGUCCUUGGAAGCUCCACGUAGCCACCUACGUCCAAGCUCCGCUGAUUGUUGUCCGUGGUCGAGGUUUUAUUAAAGAGACGCCUCUUGGCAUCGUGAAAACAUGCCUCUCCGAUUGGAUAUCAAACGAAAGCUGUCGGCCCGCUCAGACCGUGUAAAGAGCGUGGAUCUGCAUCCCACGGAGCCGUGGAUGGUUGCCAGCCUGUACAAUGGCAGCGUCUGCGUCUGGAACCACGAGACACAGACCAUCGUUAAGACUUUUGAAGUAUGUGACCUUCCUGUGAGAACCUCCAAGUUUGUGGCCAGGAAGCACUGGGUCAUUGCAGGAGCAGAUGACAUGCAGAUCCGCGUGUUCAACUACAACACCCUGGAGCGGGUGCACGUGUUUGAGGCCCAUUCUGACUACAUCCGCUGCAUCGCCGUGCACCCCACACAGCCCUACAUCCUCACCAGCAGCGAUGACAUGCUGAUCAAACUCUGGGAUUGGGAGAAGAAGUGGUCCUGCAGCCAAGUCUUUGAGGGACACUCGCACUACGUCAUGCAGAUGGUCAUUAACCCCAAGGACAACAACCAGUUUGCCAGUGCCUCCCUCGACAGGACCAUCAAGGUGUGGCAGUUGGGUUCUUCGUCCCCGAACUUCACCCUGGAGGGCCAUGAGAAGGGGGUCAACUGCAUCGACUACUACAGCGGCGGCGACAAGCCCUACCUCAUCUCAGGGGCCGACGAUCGGAUGGUCAAGAUCUGGGAUUACCAGAAUAAAACGUGUGUGCAGACGCUGGAGGGUCAUGCCCAGAACGUGUCGUGUGUCAGCUUCCACCCAGAGCUGCCCAUCAUCCUCACCGGAUCAGAGGACGGGACCGUGCGUAUCUGGCAUGCCAGCACGUACCGCCUGGAGAGCACGCUGAACUACGGCAUGGAGAGGGUGUGGUGCGUCUGCAGUCUGCGCAGCUCCAACAGUGUGGCGCUGGGCUAUGACGAGGGCAGCAUCAUCAUCAAGCUCGGACGGGAGGAGCCCGCCAUGUCCAUGGACAGCAACGGGAAGAUCAUCUGGGCGCGGCACUCCGAGGUGCAGCAGGCCAACCUGAAGGCCAUGGGCGACGCCGAGAUGAAGGACGGAGAGCGGCUGCCCCUGGCGGUCAAAGACAUGGGCAGCUGUGAGAUCUACCCCCAGACCAUCCAGCACAAUCCCAAUGGCAGGUUUGUUGUGGUGUGUGGAGACGGAGAGUACAUCAUCUACACCGCCAUGGCGCUGAGGAACAAGAGCUUUGGAUCGGCGCAGGAGUUUGUCUGGGCCCACGACUCCUCUGAAUACGCCACUCGGGAAAGCAGCAACAUGGUAAAACUCUUCAAGAACUUUAAGGAGAAGAAGUCCUUCAGACCAGACUUUGGCGCAGAAGGUGUGUAUGGCGGGUACCUGCUGGGAGUCAGGUCGUCUAACGGGCUGGCGUUUUACGACUGGGAGAACACGCAGCUGGUGCGACGCAUCGAAAUCCAGCCCAAACAUAUCUUCUGGUCCGACUCAGGCGAGCUGGUGUGCAUUGCCACGGACGAGUCCUUCUUCGUCCUCAAGUACCUGUCGGAGAAGGUGGCGGCCGCCCAGGAGAGCAACGAGGGCGUGACGGAGGAUGGCAUCGAGGACGCGUUCGAAGUGCUGGGUGAGAUUCAGGAGAUCGUGAAGACUGGCCUCUGGGUGGGAGACUGCUUCAUCUACACCAGCUCGGUUAACAGACUGAACUACUUUGUGGGCGGAGAAAUCGUUACCAUCGCUCACCUGGACAGGACAAUGUACCUGCUGGGCUACAUCCCCAAGGACGACCGCCUCUACCUGGGCGACAAGGAGCUGAACAUCGUGAGCUACUCCCUGCUGGUGUCCGUGCUGGAGUACCAGACCGCUGUCAUGCGCAGGGACUUCGGCAUGGCUGACAAGGUGCUGCCCACCAUCCCAAAGGAGCAGAGGACACGAGUAGCACACUUCCUGGAGAAACAGGGCUUCAAGCAGCAAGCGCUGGCCGUGUCCACUGACCCAGAGCACCGGUUCGAGCUGGCGCUGCAGCUGGGGGAGCUCAAGACCGCCUACCAGCUCGCCACGGAGUCAGAGUCCGAGCACAAGUGGAAGCAGCUGGCAGAGCUGGCCACCGCCAAGUGCCAGUUCCGGCUGGCGCAGGAGUGCCUGCACCACGCCCAGGACUACGGCGGGCUGCUGCUCCUGGCCACCGCGUCGGGCAACGCCAGCAUGGUGCGCAAGCUGUCCGAGUGCGCGGAGCGGGACGGCAAGAACAACGUGGCGUUCCUCACCUACUUCCUGCAGGGAAGACUGAACAACUGUCUGGAGCUCCUGAUCCGGACCAAUCGCCUGCCAGAAGCUGCUUUUCUGGCUCGCACCUACCUGCCAAGCCAGGUAUCCAGGGUGGUGAAGUUGUGGAGAGAGAGUCUAUCCAAGGUGAACCAGAAGGCUGCUGAAUCCUUGGCAGACCCGUCUGAAUAUGAGAACUUAUUCCCUGGGCUGAAAGAGGCCUAUGUGGCUGAGCAGUACCUCAGAGAAACCGCCAAGACCCAGGCCGCCACGGACUAUCCUCUUGUCAGCCCAAACGAGGAGCGGGCUGUCUUGGAGGAGUCGAGAGGCUACGAGCCUAAAGGAAUCCCAAUAGCGACCGAAGAGGCUCCUGAGACGGGAGAGGGGGCCACUGCAGUAAUGGCGGCAGUAGCAGCAGCUGAGGGCCCCGUUGUGACGGAAGUGGACGUCCCCCCUGUUGUCCUAGAAGCUGAAGCCUCUGUUGUCACUGAAGCCGGGGCCCCUCUCGUUAACGAAGCAGAAGUGCCUGUUGCCUCAGAAGCCGAAGCCCCUAUUGUAGUAGAAGCUGUUACCCCUGUUUUGACGGAAGCAGAAGGCUCUUUUCUCGCAGAGGAGGCAGUCACUGAAGCAGAAUCUCCUGUUGUUGUGGAAGCAGAAGCUCCUGUUGCUGUGGAAGUGGACGCCCCUGUCGUUAGGGAAGAGGAUACCCCUGUUGUCACGGAAGCAGAAGCUUCUGUUGCUACAGAAGAGGAUACCCCUGUUGUUGUGGAAGCAGAAGCUCCUGUUCUCACAGAAGUGGAAGCUCUUGUUGCUACAGAAGUGGAUGCUCCUGUUGUCACGGAAGCAGAAGUGGAUGCUCCUGUUGUCACGGAAGCAGAAGUGGAUGCUCCUGUUGUCAUGGAAGCAGAAGCUCUAGUUGCUACAGAAGAGGAUACCCCUGUUGUUACAGAAGCAGAAGCGCCAGUUGCUACAGAAGUGGUUUCUCCUGUUGUCAUGGAAGAGGAGGUUCCUGUUAUCACAGAAGAGGAGGUUCCUGUUAUCACAGAAGCAGAAACCCCUCUCAUGGAAGUCAUGGAAGAGGAUACCCCUGUUGUCGUGGCAGCAGAAAGCCCUGAAUCUUCUGCUGUCACUGAGGUGGAGGUGCCCGUGAUUUCGGAAGUGCAAUCCCCAAACUUGCCUGAGGAGGAAGAAUCCAUUCCUGUAGAAGCGCAGACCCUUGUCGUUGAAGAAGCUCCCAAAAAUGUGGAAGAGGGUGCACUGUUCCCUGUAGAAGUGGAAUCUCCCAAUAUCCCAGAAAUGGAGGCGCCCUUAAUCCCAGAAAUGGAAACCCCCUUAAUCCAGGAAAUGGAGGCCCCCUUAAUCCAGGAAAUGGAGGCCCCCUUAAUCCUGGAAAUGGGGGCCCCAUUAAUCCAGGAAGUGGAAGCCCCCAUAAUCCAGGAAGUGGAAGCCCCCUUAAUCCAGGAAGUGGAAGAUCCCAUAAUCCCGGAAGUGGACGAUUCUCUUUCAGUGGACGACCUCGUCACCACAGAGCCGGAAGCCUCCAUAGACACACUGAUGGACGCUCCCAUCCCAGCGUUGGUUCCACUGGAACCGGCCCUUGUUCUGCCAGAGACGGCAGCUUUCCAGCUUUCGCCCACGGCCGUGCAGGAGAGUCCGGUGGGCACAAUCCCGGCACCAGCAGCCGAGGGGUCUGCGGCCCAACUCAAAGAUGAGGCCCUCUUUGACCUGGACGACGAGUUGGAUGAGUUUGAUCUGGAGGACAUUGACACAUCAGAUGUGAAUCUGGAUGACGACUUCUUGGACAUCUAAUUCAACAUCAGACAAACUUUCUUUUUUACAAAAAAAUGUUUCUUUUGUAAUUUUCACAUGGGAAUUGAGUUAAAGGGACAGAUGGGCGUAGUUGGUAGAAUAACAUGGCGAAGCACUGCCAAUACCUCAUGAGUAAAUGUUAAGUGGAGAUGAAUGUUUGUACUGGAACCCUGGGACCUCAAGCCGUGAUGUCCAUCAGAAUGCAUCUCUUCAUGCAGGACGUCAUGGAACACUUGUACCUCUGAAUAAACUUUUACACCUCUCUUAA
Conger conger (European conger) is the source of this 4418-nucleotide messenger RNA. Its product is annotated as coatomer subunit beta'-like. Bases 152 to 4150 code for a protein of 1332 amino acids. Gene Ontology annotation, cellular component: COPI vesicle coat. Gene Ontology annotation, biological process: intracellular protein transport; endoplasmic reticulum to Golgi vesicle-mediated transport; retrograde vesicle-mediated transport, Golgi to endoplasmic reticulum. The transcript is spliced from 22 exons. Lineage: Eukaryota; Metazoa; Chordata; Actinopteri; Anguilliformes; Congridae. Gene Ontology annotation, molecular function: structural molecule activity; protein binding. The record is from RefSeq and is a predicted model, not a curated record.